AGUCGCAGCAACAACUUCUCAUAAACACCGUUUGGUUUGACCGGUGUGUCGGUACGGGUCUGGACAGCCUGGAAGGAAACAGGUUGGAGUCCAGCGGAGUUUACGAGAAAAGUCAGGUAACAAUGGGGUCCAUGUUUCGCAGUGAGGAGGUGUGCCUGGUGCAGCUCUUCCUUCAGUCCGGCUCGGCCUACAACUGUGUCAGUGAGCUGGGAGAGCUGGGCCUGGUUGAGUUUAGAGAUUUAAAUCCAAACGUGAACUCCUUUCAGAGGAAAUUUGUCGGGGAGGUCAGAAGAUGCGAGGAACUUGAGAAAACUUUUACCUUCCUGGAGCAGGAGAUCAAUCGCUCCCUGUCUCCGCCCUUGCAGGGUCCCCUCCCUCCUCCAUGUCCGACACCUUUGGUCCCUCAGCCCCGCGAACUCAUCACCAUAGAGGAGGAGAGCGAGAGGCUGGCCAGAGAGCUCAAAGAGGUGUCCAGGAAUAGAGACAGCCUUCGGGCUCAGCAGACCCAGCUCUGUCAGUACCGAGGAGUCCUAACCAAAACACACUGUCUCACAGCCUCACAGGCACCACCACCCGUACUGGAAACCCAAGGCCUGUUUGAUAACCGCCAAGAUGUCCACCUCAGUUUUGUGGCAGGAGUGGUCCAUCCAUGGAAGGUCCCCUCAUUUGAGCGAUUGCUGUGGCGGGCAUGUCGCGGUUAUAUUGUGGUGGAUUUCAGAGAAAUGGAAGAUCGUCUCGAGCACCCAGACACGGGGGAAAUGGUGCAAUGGACUGUGUUUCUUAUUUCCUAUUGGGGAGAUCAAAUUGGACAGAAAGUCAAGAAGAUCUGUGAUUGCUUCCGCACACAGACAUUUGCAUACCCUGAGAGCACUGCUGAAAGAGAGGAGGUUCUCCAGGGACUUCAAGGCAGAAUUGAAGAUAUCAAAUCAGUGUUAUCUCAGACGGAGGCCUUCCUGCAGCAGCUACUGAUGCGGGCGGUGACUGUGCUGCCGCAGUGGAAGGUUCGGGUCCAGAAGUGCAAGGCGGUCCAGAUGGUCUUAAACCUUUGCAGCCCCUCCGUCACUGACAAAUGCCUAAUCGCUGAGGCCUGGUGUCCCAUCGCCAAGCUGCCUGAACUGCAGAGCGCACUGCGGGAGGGAGGGAGGAAGAGUGGCAGCGGGGUUGACUCUUUCUACAACCGCCUGCCUUCCUCCACCCCUCCACCUACCUUGUUCCCCCUCAACUCUUUCACAGCUGGUUUCCAGAACAUCGUGGACGCCUACGGGGUGGCCAGCUACCGUGAAGUCAAUCCAGCGGUGUACACCAUAAUUACAUUCCCCUUCCUGUUUGCUGUGAUGUUCGGGGAUGUGGGUCACGGUUUACUGAUGACUCUGGCUGCCCUAUGGAUGGUUCUUGAGGAGAGGGACCCCAAACUUAAAAACAACAACAAUGAGAUCUGGAAGAUGAUGUUUGGAGGAAGGUAUCUGAUUCUUCUGAUGGGACUGUUUUCUAUCUACACGGGGGCUAUUUACAAUGAGUGCUUCAGCAGAGGCCUCAGCACCUUCAGCUCAUCGUGGCACGUCGGCCCCAUGUUUGAGAAGAACAUCUGGAAUUCGUCAGUCCUGGCAGGGAGCCAGUACUUGUCCAUGGAUCCUGUUGUGCCUGGUGUUUUCACCGACCCAUAUCCAUUCGGCAUAGACCCGGUCUGGGGAUUGUCCAACAACAAACUAACUUUCCUUAACUCGUACAAGAUGAAAAUGUCCGUCAUUAUUGGUGUCAUUCACAUGACGUUUGGAGUCUGCUUGUCAUUCUUCAACUACUUGCACUUUCGGCAGAUAAGCAGUGUGUUCUUCGUGUUGAUCCCUGAGCUGUUCUUCAUGUUGUGUCUGUUUGGAUAUCUGGUGUUUAUGGUCAUCUUCAAGUGGAUUGUCUACACUCCUGACCAGUCCAAAAUAGCUCCCAGUAUACUCAUCCACUUCAUAGACAUGUUCCUCUUCACAGACAACCCCAGCAACCCCGAACUCUAUAAAGGACAGACGGUGGUGCAGAAGGUCCUUGUGGUGCUGGCUCUGUGUUCUGUCCCAGUCCUCCUACUGGGGAAACCCAUCAGUGAAUACAUCACAUUCAAGAAAAGAAGACGUCAAUUGGAGGAAGACAGACGUCCACUGGUGCCCGAUGAUGGCUCCAUCAACACACGUCAAGGGGAGGUGGAGGGAGGAACUACUGAAGAGGAGGAGUUUGAUGCUGCAGAUGUGUUCAUGCAUCAGGCCAUCCACACUAUAGAGUACUGCUUGGGAUGCAUCUCCAACACCGCCUCUUACCUCCGACUGUGGGCCCUCAGUUUGGCGCACGCACAGCUGUCAGAGGUGCUGUGGGUGAUGGUGAUGCGUAUCGCCCUAAGGUGGCAGGGCUAUGUGGGAUCUAUAGUUCUCUUUGUGAUUUUCGCCUUCUUUGCUGUGUUGACCAUCUCCAUCCUGCUGGUUAUGGAGGGCCUCUCAGCUUUCCUGCACGCACUCCGUCUGCAUUGGGUGGAGUUUCAGAACAAGUUCUACAGUGGAUCAGGCUACAAGCUGAACCCUUUCUCCUUCUCAUCUAUGAUCAAUGCGUCCGCUGCUAUAUGAUUGGCCAAAUAAUUAAUUAGGAUUGCCAAAUGGUUAUUAAUUUAUGUAUCUUGUUGUGAGUACUUUGACUGCAGCACAUCAGAAUAGCCCUGUCGUAACAAUGUUAUUAUAUCGACUGAGGUUAUGAGAUGGUUUACUUGACUUGCACAAUGAUCAUGAUGGUAUAGACUGUUAUUUUUCCAUCAGUAGAAUGAUAAUAAUACAAUUCCUGUUGAAGGAAUUACAAUUGAAUUAUGUAAAAUGAAAAAAUAUAUACUUUUGUAUCCCCUUGCUAAUUUCUUUCCACUAUCAGUGUUAUGUACUGCUUUCUAAUUACUCUUUCAGUAGCUUAAUCAUUAACUUUUCACUGUAUGAACAUUUAUCAUAAGUAUCAUUUUGAAAAGGGAAAAGCAGGUCAAUUAAGUAAUCUGUUCAGCAGUUUAAGGGAAUGUAUGCUUGUUCAAUUGAUGUAUUGAGCUUCAAUUAGCCAGUCCUGUAACAGCAGGGAAUUAUCUGAAUGAUUUUCUUGAGCCAAAGAUACUUUUCCCACAUCGUCAUGUCUUCCAAGCACAACUUGCAACAGCUGUUUUAGUGGUAGUAAAGGUUUUUGUCGUGCCUUACCGAGACUGAGUGCUUGUUUAUCAAUUUAGUCUUUGGAUCAGAUUAGAUCGUCCAUCGUUAUCAUGCCACCACUUUAAACAACACUCUGCCUGGGACAUUUUGUUUUUUCUUUAUGUCAGUUUGCACUCUUAAAAUUGAUAAAAUCUGAACUUAAAUUAAAUAUGAUUUUCUUGUUUAA
Scomber scombrus (Atlantic mackerel) is the source of this 3378-nucleotide messenger RNA. RefSeq names its product T cell immune regulator 1, ATPase H+ transporting V0 subunit a3b (gene tcirg1b). Gene Ontology annotation, cellular component: vacuolar proton-transporting V-type ATPase complex; vacuolar proton-transporting V-type ATPase, V0 domain; plasma membrane. Gene Ontology annotation, molecular function: ATPase binding; proton-transporting ATPase activity, rotational mechanism. The transcript is spliced from 21 exons. The record is from RefSeq and is a predicted model, not a curated record. NCBI's taxonomy places the organism in Eukaryota, Metazoa, Chordata, Actinopteri, Scombriformes, Scombridae. Gene Ontology annotation, biological process: proton transmembrane transport; vacuolar acidification. The coding region runs from base 123 to 2600 and encodes 825 amino acids.